This is a messenger RNA of Talaromyces amestolkiae, 1431 nucleotides long. RefSeq lists its product as uncharacterized. The coding region runs from base 1 to 1431 and encodes 476 amino acids. The transcript has a single exon. The record is from RefSeq and is a predicted model, not a curated record. NCBI's taxonomy places the organism in Eukaryota, Fungi, Ascomycota, Eurotiomycetes, Eurotiales, Trichocomaceae.
AUGGUCAAGUACGUCUCGGCAGCGGUUUGCAGCCUGGCCAGUUCUGCAUCGACUCUUCUGGAGCAAUUAAGGAUGGGAAUGGACGUGGAUGUUUUCUUACACGUAUGUCUCAGCGUGGAGGUCCCACGAUUGUACAAGGUGCUAAUCAAUCCAUUGCUUCUAGCACCCACAUCACAGCUACAGUGUGAUACUGGAGCAAGUCCACAACCCUCCUUUUCCAUAGAUUCCUCCGGCACGUUACACCAUAAUGCCACCACAGACUUUGUGGCCUGCGUGUCAGGUCAAAGUGAUCAGCUUAAUAUAUAUACAAACCCACCUCCGUCAGAUGUGACCGGGUGUCAACCCAUCUUGCUACAUGCCGACAGAUGUCAAGGAGCACCAACACAGCCGCCCUCAGGACCGCCAAGUGUUCCUCAGGGUCCUCCUCCAGGAUCACCUCCUGUAUCAAUUCCACCACCUAUAUCACCUCCACCUGUAUCGAUUCCAUCACCCAUACCACCACCACCUGUUGUCCCACCACCAAUAUCACCAUCUCCACCAAUAUCACCUCCGCCAAAAGUUUCAAGCAGCCUCCCAGGUCCUAGUCCUAGUGUAAGCCCAAUUGUUCCUCCACAAGUUCCCCCACCUCCUGAAGGCUCUACCUCGCGCCCAAUUACAACACUAUCUCAAGUUCCUCCUGCAGGCCCAGGUGUUCCUCCGGGCCAGCCAGGUGGUGGACCCGGUGGUCCAACGACGUCAGGUGCGCCUAACACUCCGGCAGAAUCUUCAGGGCCCCGGACACCAAGUGCACCAGGUGGUGUGCCUACUGCACCUGGACCUCCUCCUUUUGCUAACUCGAGCGUCGCAACGCCUACAGGUGCCUGUGCAACUGGACUUUGUCCUACUGGUGGAAUACUCCCAACAGGAACCUCCGGACCUGGUGGAUUUGCUCCUGGAGCUGGAGGCGGCGGAGGACCUUCAGGCGGUGGCUGUGGCACGAAUCUUAUCAAUGGAAGCUUCGAGUUCCCUCAUCUCAUCAUUCCCAUCGACAGCUCAUCGCCCAACAAAGUCGCUGGAACAUCGUUCAAUGGCACAAUCACGUCGACGAUAUCUUCAAUAUUCAAUUUUGAUUUCCUUCCCAACUCGGCAAACAAGCAAUGCUCUCUGGUCUUUCUGUUCCCAACACAAGAUAAACUCGAGACAUCCGCAUUCACCUUCAGUGGUGAUGGAGCCAUCAGAUUCUUGGAGUUGCAAGCACCGGCUAGCUCCUCCACAUCCUUCUCCAACGCGCCGCAAAUCAAGGUUGAUUUUGGUGUGACGACUGUGUCACCGGGAAAUACGUAUACUAUUGCAACUUUUGCAUGCCCGGCUGGUCAAACGGUUGCUUUUGAGUUGAAGAAUGCUGGAAGUACGAAUUUGGACUUUUUUGAGGAUUUCAAUCCAGCUCCGUAA